Amoebophrya sp. A25 is the source of this 2907-nucleotide messenger RNA. The record is from the annotation of a GenBank genome assembly. Lineage: Eukaryota; Dinophyceae; Syndiniales; Amoebophryaceae.
CUCGAGAUGGUGAACUGAGAAGCAGCGAACUGUACUUUCACCGUUUGAUGAGACUGCAACUGUUAGCGUCUCUUGUCGGUCCAAGUUGAGAGACAACAUAAAACGGAAAUUUCGAUUUUUUAGAAAACGACAGAAAAGGAAAACGAGAAGUACAUCUUCAUGUGGACGAGUGGUCAUGGUAUUACAAAUUGGGCUUGUGGUGUCACCGAAAACGACAAGGCUAUAGUACCAGAGAAUUUGGUAUCUGAAUACUAUUACGGAAAAGGGCAAGUUCAAGUUGUAUAUUCUUGUUGUGAGUGCCAGUAUUAGAGUAGAAGUACUUCUACACACUAAAAAAGCUGAAUCUCUAGCCAGCACGACUCUGACGAGAAUGGUUCGAACGAUCAUGGCGCCUGCAUCACAUCAGCCUGCACGUCUUUCGUGGGCUGCUGCGUCAGCUGCUCUCGUCUCGUUGACGGUUCCAUCGACGUCUUCAUCUUCGGCAACGGUGUUUGCGGCUGCGAGACAAGCGCCAAAGCGGAAGCACAGGACGCCUACCGACUACACUGAUGACGCUGGAGGCGCGGAUAUGCAAACAGACGAGACGGAAGGACAGAGGUUCUAAAUCUUUCAUAGAUGCAUUGUGGGAUGUAGUAGAAGGAGCAUGUUUCCCUCCUUUGCCGCUUAUGUUACCACAACUCAGUCUUCAUAGGUGUCUUACAACAUUUUCUUUAGGUUACAUGUGGCUGUUGGUGCGAGUUCCGGUGACCUUUCCAUGGAGAUAGAUUCGGACGCUUCUAUAUCCGUUUUGGAGAAGUUAGCUCCUGCUGGAACAUCACCAGAAGUUGUAGAGGGGAAUAGUGAUUCCACAGAAGCUGGCCACCGCGGCAGUGUCCAAUUCGUCAAGAACAUCUUAGACAGAGUGCAGAGCAGUCUGUCUACAUCAUCAGAGGCUGACCGCGUUCCCAGUGCAGUCGAUCGCGUACUAAACUGCUCAGACCUAAUCCCUGUGUCGCUUCCUUGAUCCUGUUCCGAUGAGAAUCCCAUUCUUGAUGCUGUUCCUACUGUGUUCCUUAUGCUGUUUCGAAUCUAAGCCUAAAAGUCUCUCUUGGUUUUGAUUCUAACCAUAGUCUUAUGCUGUUUCAACGCUAAGGGUCUAAUCUCGCUAUCGUUCCAGCCGUAACCUAGUGGCGCCAAUCAUGGCUGCAGUCAUAAUCUAACGAUGUUAAUCCUGCUCCCCCGUUUUUAAAAAUGGUAAUUGAUCAUGACCACCGUCCUGCCCUGAUUCUGUCCCGCCUUGUGUUCUCUCCCCGCUGCUAGAUUCACCGGCCUGAGCUUGUAGGUGCGACCGCGACCGUUUGAAAUUGAUACGAAUCUUCUUGACGAUGAGGAAGAUGCAGAAGGGGUAGUUGCGUCUGCAGGUCCACUGAUCCGGUGCGCGAAGGAGCAUUCUGCUACUUGUCCUCAACUAGACGCACUCGAGAUUCAAUACGAAAGCCGAAUUGAGAAGUUGGAAUUCGAGCAUCAGAAGGCAAUCCGCAAUUUACAGCAAAAACAGCAGCUAGACAUCCUGAAUCGGCAGCAGGAGGUUGGCAGAUGCAUGCGGAGGAUUGACGAGGUGGAGCGGGAUUGGAUAGUGCCGGAUGCGUUAGUGCGGGAUUGGUUAGGCAAGGCUUUUGGACAAGGAUUCGACGUAAAUAUCGUUCCUAGUACAAAUCUUGCUGCUUCUGGGUUUCCAUUUCUGGAGGUGACUUCAGAUAAUCGCGAGAAGAUACUAGGAAAAGGAAAUAUGGAACAGAUGAAGAAUCGAGUACUACACGUAAAUGUUGCGGUGGGGAAGCGUGUUCCGCAGAGUAGUGUUAUUCCCUACAGCAUCAUUUUCGAACAACCUGGGAAAUUUGUGACGGGUGAGGAGGUGACGCAAGACGAGCGGAGACAUCGGAACAAAAUGGCACUGAUUUAUGACCCGCUGUCGUGGGAUAAUCAGCUCCGACUUCUCCAAAAAAGCUCGGAAAACGAGCGUUUGUUCGUGCGAAUGUGCCGCCACAACUACAACUUCCAAGAUGAACAGGAUGCGAGAAAGCGGUUCACUACUGCUGAGACGGGCGAGAUAAGCGAGUCAAUCAAGCAAGAUACGAGGGCAGUGGCGGCGUUGUUCAGCAUCGAUGCUGACUCGUCAUCUAGCGUCAGUGGUGGCACAACACAACAAGCGAGCAUAACAGUAAAAGAAUUCGAGGAGGGAAUUAGAGGGAGUGGCUCUGGCUCUCUCAAGAAACGCGAAGUUCGGGUGGGGCGCUCCGACAUCAUGAGUCCAUACGAUAGUCGUACACACAAGACGGAUAUCAAGAAUGUUGCAGACAUGGUCGCCUACUUGAUUAAGGGCUGGAAGUUGACCUCUCCAUGGGCAUCUCCGUGGCUUUUUCAACUAGGAAAGCCAUAGAACAAGACAUGUGAACUACUAGAUGGGGGUCAACUUCUUUCAACCUCUAACUUGAAGGAGUACACUUAUUAUAUGAGGUAUAGUAGGCUAUUUGCACGGCCCACUGAAGAUUUUGUAAUGAAAUUCAGAGUGGCAUGUGAUGCGAAAGUCGUGGAUGACGAAUCAGCUGAUGCUUUCGCGACGUACAGGAUAGUUGAGAUUAUGUUGCGAUUUGAGAAUCGUAGAGACAUUCCACCGGCCGCAUAUGAAGCUGAGUAUAAGGCGAGGGCUCCUCUUCUCGUUGUCCAAUCGGAUGAAUCUUAUUCGACGGAUGAUUCUUACUCGGAGGAGGAUCCGGAGUCCUGGUCCUCGGACGGCGAGGUUUAAAUCACCGAGCACAGAGUUGCUUAAUAUUAAAGCAUCUCUGAUAGUAAUAUCUGAAAAAUCUCCACGAUGAUUUAAUAUUUUCACCACAUCACCCUCAGACUCGCAGCACAUCGACCAGUAAA